AUGGCGGCCGCGGGCUUGGUCGCCGUGGCCGCGGCUGCAGAAUACUCUUGCCCAGGAGCGUCGGGAGGUAACCUCUCGGCUGUUAAUUGCGGCCCAAAUUCCGGGGCAGGCCCUGGUCCUGGCCCGGGCUCGUGGAGCCGCUCCCUCGACCGAGCGCUGGAGGAGGCGGCGGUAACCGGGGUGCUGAGCCUGAGCGGCCGGAAACUGAGGGAGUUUCCCCGGGGAGCGGCCAACCACGACCUGACGGACACCACUCGAGCGGAUCUGUCACGAAAUCGCCUCUCAGAAAUUCCCAUAGAAGCAUGUCACUUCGUUUCUCUUGAGAAUCUCAAUUUAUACCAAAAUUGUAUUCGAUAUGUGCCAGAGGCAAUUCUAAACCUACAAGCGCUAACUUUCUUAAAUAUUAGUCGGAACCAACUGUCAACAUUGCCGGUACACUUGUGUGAGUUACCAUUAAAAGUUUUAAUUGCUAGUAAUAACAAAUUGGUCUCACUUCCAGAAGAAAUUGGACAUCUCAGACAUUUAAUGGAACUUGAUGUGAGCUGCAAUGAAAUUCAAACAAUACCUUCCCAAAUUGGUAAUUUGGAGGCCUUGAGAGACCUUAAUGUAAGAAGAAAUCACUUAGUACGUUUGCCUGAAGAACUAGCAGAGUUGCCUUUGAUAAGGUUAGACUUUUCCUGCAACAAAAUUACAACAAUUCCUGUCUGUUAUCGGAAUCUCAGGCACCUGCAGAUGAUCACCCUAGAUAACAAUCCACUGCAAUCUCCUCCUGCACAGAUAUGUAUAAAAGGCAAAAUCCACAUAUUUAAAUACCUGAACAUGCAGGCUUGUAAGAUUGCUCCAGAUCUGCCAGAUUAUGAUAGGAGACCCAUGGGUUUUGGCUCUUGCCAUGAAGAACUGUACUCAGGUCGUCCCUACGGAGCGCUUGAUUCGGGUUUCAACAGUGUUGACAGUGGUGAUAAGAGAUGGUCAGGGAAUGAACCUACAGAUGAAUUUUCAGAUCUGCCUCUUCGAGUAGCAGAAAUUACUAAAGAACAAAGACUACGAAGAGAAAGUCAAUACCAGGAGAAUCACAGCAGUUUAGUAGUAACAAAUGGUGGAGUGGAACAUGAUCUGGAUCAGAUCGACUAUAUUGACAGCUGUGCUGCGGAGGAAGACGAGGAUGAGGUGAGACCACACAAGGGCCUGGACUCAGACAGCCUCAGUUCUCAGUUUAUGGCAUAUAUUGAACAACGGCGAAUCUCUCAUGAGGGUUCACCAGUAAAGCCAAUACCCAUGAGGGAAUUUCAAAAAACAGAAGACAUGAGAAGAUACUCACAUCAAAAUAGAGUUCCAGCUGAGCCAUCUUCUCUCUUAUCACUAUCACCAAGUCACAAUCAGUUUUCACAGACAGACCUGGAACUUCAUCGGAGAAGAGAACAAUUAGUAGAACGUACUCGGAGAGAGGCACAACUUGCUGCCCUGCAGUAUGAGGAGGAGAAAAUAAGGACCAAGCAGAUUCAGAGAGAUGCUGUCCUGGACUUUGUCAAGCAAAAAGCAUCGCAAAGUCCACAAAAACAACACACCCCCUUAGUUGGUGAGUGUCCCUUCCCAUCCAGAAGGUCUCAGCACACUGAUGAUAGUGCCUUGUUAGUGUCGCUGUCAGGUGUGAAUCAAGUGGGUUAUGCUGCUACCCUGCCUCAUGCUUCUGCCUUCAGGCCUCUUCAGAAUGAUGACAGAUCUAAUGCUGUAUCAAAUUCACCUACAACAGAAACAGCUCAUCAUUCCUCUGCGUAUUCUUUUCCUGCUGCUGUCCAGAAAAACCAGCCCCAGCGCCCUGAAAGCUUCCUUUUCCGAGGAGCUGUCAGGACAGAAACAAAUAAAGGUCAUGCUUCACCCCUCCUUUCAUCUUCUGUACCAAGCACUGAUUUGAAAGAUCCAGUAACAAGACAGAAUUCAAGACAGAGAGAAGAAGAGCUAGAAUUAAUAGAUCAACUACGGAAACAUAUUGAGUACCGGUUGAAGGUAUCUCUGCCUUGUGAUCUUGGAGCAGCUCUAACCGAUGGUGUCGUUCUUUGCCAUUUAGCCAAUCAUGUGCGGCCUCGAUCUGUCCCAAGCAUUCACGUUCCCUCACCAGCUGUACCUAAAUUAACAAUGGCAAAAUGUAGACGAAAUGUGGAGAAUUUCCUAGAAGCUUGCAGAAAAAUCGGUGUACCUCAGGACAAUCUUUGUUCCCCUUCUGACAUCCUUCAGCUAAACCUCAGCGUAAAAAGAACUGUUGAAACACUACUUUCUCUUGGGGCACAUUCAGAAGAAUCCAGUUUUGUCUCUCUAUCUAUCCAGCUUUUGGGUUUUGUGGCAUUUUAUUGUACUUUAAUGUUAACUCUCUGUAUGCUUUAUUACUGGAUCUUCCCCCUCUAGCCGAAAGAGCGCAUUCCAGUGAUUUUUCCACCUCAUUCCUAUACUUGGUAAAGGAGGUUUGUUUAUCAUUCAAAAGUAUUUACAUAUGUGGUUUUUUUUUUUUCUGGCCAUCAAAGAGCUAAUCAAUAAAGUAGAUAAAUCCUGUCCUCUUGUGCCCAGAUGAGCAGUUCAUGACAUUAGGAAGCAUUUUUGAUGAUGCUGCUGCUAAGUCGCUUCAGUCAUGUCUGACUCUGUGCGACCCCAUAGACAGCAGCCCACCAGGCUCCCCCGUCCCUGGGAUUCUCCAGGCAAGAAUACUGGAGUGGGUUGCCAUUUCCUUCUCCAAUGCAUGAAAGUGAAAAGUGAAAGUGAAGUCCCUCAGUCGUGUCCUACUCUUAGCGACCCCAUGGACUGCAGCCUGCCAGGCUCCUCUGUCCAUGGGAUUUGCCAGGCAAGAGUACUGGAGCGGGAUGCCAUUGCCUUCUCCGCUCCUGGCCUGAGAGGCCUUGUUUCUCUCAUCAUGAAUGCUGAGCAGGUUCUACUAAUACAAUCGUGAGCCUGUUGU
Budorcas taxicolor (takin) is the source of this 2944-nucleotide messenger RNA. It is a transcript of the gene LRCH3, whose product is annotated as leucine rich repeats and calponin homology domain containing 3. The coding region runs from base 1 to 2400 and encodes 799 amino acids. The record is from RefSeq and is a predicted model, not a curated record. Gene Ontology annotation, molecular function: protein binding. The transcript has 21 exons. Lineage: Eukaryota; Metazoa; Chordata; Mammalia; Artiodactyla; Bovidae.